AUUAGUGUUUUGUUUGUUUUUGCUGGAAUAAACAACCGCCUUUAUCGAAACAGAUUGUUGAUCGUUUUACAUUGACCUAGCGAAAGUAUAAAACAAAAUCAAAAUUCCAUUAAUAUGGCCGCCCGAGUCGACUUGAAUGAAAUCAAAAAUAUUCCGGAGGAUGAAUUCAAACAGAAUUUAAUCGAAUGGGUCGAACAGCAAGACAUUUCAAAGGAACUGCAGUCGAAACUCAGAUCGGAUUUAAUUACAAAUUUCGGAAAGACAGCAUUGGGUCGUCAAAUUGCCGUCCAAUACCAACAAUCACAACGAAUGGUUCUAUCGUCGAUGGUUUUAGUAUUGAAUACACUAGUAGCCGAAUUUUUGUACGACCAGAAUUGCCACUUCUCAUUGUCCGUAUUCAGUUCCGAAGUGCCUUAUAAGAAUGUUCUUCCAGACUUUGAAAAAACUAGAAAAUUUCGUUUCGAUUCGGCCGAGUUGAAUGAUAUAAUGAAGGCGUUAGCUUUGGAUCGUUCAGAUCACAAAACCGAAAUUCUUCAAAUGUACAAACAACCGCAAGAAAGGGAUGGAACACUAGCCGACUCAUCACUGCUAUUCUGCAUCAUAAAAACAUUGAGCCAAACGAUUCCCGUAAAUAGUCAACCCAGUAAACCACAAAAUGAUGCAAAUUUACUGCCGCAAUCACAGGAAGGAGAUAACAGUUGUCAUCAUUGCAAGAACAAUCCAAAGAAGUCAAAGAUGGAUGAACUGAAUUCGAAGUAUUACAAGCAUUUUUACAAAUAUCUCGAACUGUUAUCGCAGCAUCUAGUUGAAAUUUCUGAGAACACCAAAAAGUUCAAGGAGCCAGCCAAAUCAGAUGACCAGCAGUCGAGGAGUUCAUUGAAAAUCUGUGAACUGAAUAAACGACUGGACAAAAUAACUGAAAGUCUGACAAACUUAUCGAAAUCGAAUCGGAAGGGCAGAAAAGUAACCGAGAUGGUCAAGAGUAUAACUCGUCUAACCAAUGAAGUUGAAUGGUGUUCCAGAAAUGUGGCACAGUAUUCCAAAAUCAAUCAACAAACAUCGCAGAAUGCUGCUGAAAGUGCCAAAUCGCCGACUAGAAAUUACACCGAAUGGUUGAAUCAAGUGACGGAGUCUGCUUUCGGUCAACGAUUUGUUAAAAAUUUGGAACUCGCACAAGAAAAAGCUAUUGCCAACGAAGUCCGCAGGAUCAAAGAGUAUUUCAACGAAAAAUACGAAACCACUCGAAAGUUGAUAAAGUUCCAUUACAAGCAAAAAACGUUCGAAAAAUUUCGCCAAACAAUGCUGCGUUCACCGGUAAUGCAAAGCCGACGAGACGAUUUUAACGAAUUGAUUGACGAGAAGCUACGACUGUUGAAAGAAAAGGAAAAUCAUUGGAAACAAAAUCUGGUGCGUGCCUCUACACAGACUAUGACUAGCGAUGAGAUGGUGCUCAAUCCAUCGGUUUCAAACAAUAUUCAAACUGGCAAUAACCGCGUGCCUGUGGGAAAUACAAACGAGACAACUCUGCCAUCGAGCAGCCCUAAAAUAAUACCCAAAGCCAAAACUGUGAAUAACAUUAACAAAACAAUUGAACUCUUAAAUGAACCGCCUCGUCCAGUCGAACCAGCUAUCGACAAUAUGGUACAAGUUACAAAAAAUCGCUUACAUGAACUGGAGAUCGAGAGCGAACAAUUGGACAAGUCGUUCCACAAGUACCUGAAAAAACAAAACGAAGAAAAACAAUUUCUCACCGAUGAUAUAGACAACGUGUGGCAGCAGUACGAACGAACUAGGAGCGAUAUGAUGAAAACUUUCAUUGUACCUGACAGGUCAAGAAAGAAUGUGACAACAAGUAUCCAAUGCCAUGAAAAUCUAACUCUCACCGAUCCAAUUGUCGCCAAUGAACCAAUAGCCGUACCUCGAAAUAUCAGCGGAACCAGUCAGUUCAAGAAUCCCUACAAGAUAUUGCACUCCAAUUUGAUAACGACGGGAGCAUUAAAUGAUAACAGUAAGAAGCAAAAUGCGAACUCCGCGAUUCCUUCGAUAAUAGUGCAGGAGAAGGAGUACGCCACAUCGGCUGAUAAAAUCAGUCAAAUUCCAGUUCCGAUGCAAAUCACGUCCAUUCCAAAGAAAUCAAAGGAAAAUGAAACCAAAACUCGUCUACGAAUAUCCACUAGCAACGGAGAUGCCCAGUCCGUUUCAAACUCACGUGAUACUUCGCCUGUAAUAAGCUCGAAAAAGGCUGAAUCGUUUGAAGUCGGACAGUCGCAACAAUCCGAUACAUCAAUUAGGACGAAAGGUUCAGAAAUUGUCAUCAAUUCGCCGGUAUCUAUUCCUUCCGAGACAAUAGGAAAUAAAUUUGAGAAUGCGCUAACUCAAUUGUCCAGCAUUGAAAAGGUAGAAGUUAUCGAGAAAAGUAACGCAAUUAUUGAACGUAGUGCGGCAGACGCUGUAAUCGCAGAACGUACCAAAGAUGUUUCUUCAUUGUUCGAGAAAAUGGAAAUAGAAAAUGCGUCGAAGAGAUCCACGUCAUCGGAGAGCUCCGUUGGAAGGAAAAUAUCAACUGGCCAUAAGAGCUCGUCGUCGUCAGAUGAGUUUUGGAAGUAAGAAUUGAACAAGUAAUUUUCUAAGUUCCUAAUGUCGCUUAUUUAUUUAGUCCAAUUUGUUCCACACAUUUAUAUCGUGUGAUGUGUGGAACCAAGUAGACUAAUAAAAAUAAGAGAUCGAUGACACAGCCAGAGCCGGAUUAACCCAUGGGCAAAGUGGGCCCGGCCCAGGGCGCUGGGAAAAUAGGGGCGCUUAGAAAUUAAAUUUUCUCGACAAUUUCACGUUCAACAUAAGUCAUGCACAAAUCAACGUCGAUUUAAAAAAAAAUCGCGCUCGCUUCGCUUGUGUCUGUACAUUACAUUCUUGGGGUAAAUGUGAGCUACAAGAAAUGCAUAUAUACAUCUAACUUGAUAUUUUUGAAUAAUACACGCACAUCGACUAACCCAAGGCUGUUCGUAUUUGGUUAUUUAAA
This is a messenger RNA of Bradysia coprophila, 3019 nucleotides long. RefSeq names its product uncoordinated (gene unc). NCBI's taxonomy places the organism in Eukaryota, Metazoa, Arthropoda, Insecta, Diptera, Sciaridae. The record is from RefSeq and is a predicted model, not a curated record.